Messenger RNA from Letharia columbiana, 1536 nucleotides. RefSeq lists its product as uncharacterized. Gene Ontology annotation, molecular function: GDP-Man:Man(1)GlcNAc(2)-PP-Dol alpha-1,3-mannosyltransferase activity; alpha-1,3-mannosyltransferase activity. The transcript is spliced from 2 exons. Bases 1 to 1536 code for a protein of 511 amino acids. NCBI's taxonomy places the organism in Eukaryota, Fungi, Ascomycota, Lecanoromycetes, Lecanorales, Parmeliaceae. The record is from RefSeq and is a predicted model, not a curated record.
AUGGAACGCAAGGCAAAGAAGCAACAAGACCCGAAAAUUCCACCCAACAAAGCAAACAACAUCGUCUUCUUCCACCCCGACCUCGGGAUUGGUGGUGCCGAACGCCUCGUCAUCGAUGCAGCAACCGGUCUCCAAAAGCUAGGUCACAAGAUCACUAUCUUUACAUCCUACCGAGACCCCAAUCACUGCUUUGACGAAGCUCGAGAUGGCACGCUCGACGUUCGCGUGCGUGGAGACUGGCUCAUCCCUGCUACAAUCCUUGGUCGCUUCAAAAUCCUAUGUUCUAUUCUAAGACAAAUUCAUCUAUUAGUGGCCAUCACCUGGAGCGGCGAACUGACCAAGCUGAACCCAACGGCUUUUUUUAUAGAUCAGUUGUCGGCGGGCAUACCCUUCCUGCGAUGGUUCUGGGAGGAUCAGAAGAUUUUGUUCUAUUGCCAUUUUCCGGAUUUGCUGCUGGUGCAGGGGAGGAAGACCUGGUAUACAAGGAUAUGGCGGAUAGGAUUCGAUUGGUGGGAAGGCUGGGGGAUAAGAGGGGCUGACAGGGUGAUAGUCAAUAGUGGCUUUACAAAAGGAGUGGUGGAAAGUAUAUGGGAGGGUUUGGGUGGUGAGAGAGGCGUUGGGGUUAUCUACCCUUGCGUUGAUACCAAAGGAAAUGAAAAGGUCGAAGGAGACAGCAAGCCGCUAUGGAAAGACAAGAAGGUGCUGUUAAGUAUCAAUCGAUUCGAGCGAAAGAAAGAUGUCGGUCUCGCAAUCAAAGCAUUCGCCGGCCUGGAACCAAAGGAUCGAGAAGGUGUAAGGUUGGUCAUUGCAGGAGGCUACGAUCCCCAAGUUCGCGAAAACGUCCUCUACCACCACUCCCUCGAAACCCUCGCCACCUCCCUCUCCCUCACCCACGCCACCACCAAAACCCUCGUCUCCGCCCUCUCCAUCCCCCCUUCCAUCUCCAUCCUCUUCCUCCUCUCCGUCCCUUCCUCUUUAAAAUCCUCCCUCCUAAACUCCGCUCGUCUCCUCAUUUACACCCCUUCAAACGAGCACUUCGGCAUCGUGCCUCUGGAAGCAAUGCUGGCGGGCGUUCCGGUCCUGGCGGCAAACAGCGGUGGGCCGUUGGAGACGGUUCUGGAUCCGGAAACCGGGUGGUUGCGCGAUGUGGACAAGGUGGAGCAGUGGACGGAUAUCAUGAAGAGGGUUUUGGGCGAGAUGUCGGAAGAGCAGUUGCGGCAGAUGGGCGUGAACGGGAAAAGGAGGGUCAGGGAAGAGUUUUCGGAGACGAAGAUGGCGAAGCGGUUGGAUGAGGAGAUUGAGGCGAUGGUGAAGGGGAGGAGGGUCUUGGCCACCGAGCUGGCCGAUGUGGCGCUGAGUAUCCCGAUUUUGGCGGGGUGUUUGUUCACGAUCGGGGCGGUGAUACGGGCAGCUUACAGCACGCGGUGUAUCACUAUGCUGGAGACGUCGUUGGGCUCGUUGCUCAUAGCCGUAGCUUUUGCGGGCAUCGUCGGGGUUGUUUAUAAAUUACAGACGCACGAGUCUGCGUUCCGAUGA